CCGAAACUCCCGUCCCAGCCAUGAAGCCUCUCCUGCUGACCUUGCUGGGCCUUCUCAUCCACACCUCCCUGGCAGUGGAGCGACGUUACUACAUCGCUGCUGUCAAGACACAGUGGAACUAUGGCAACAGGUCCGGCCCCUCCUAUACCAAGGUGGUAUAUAGAGAAUAUAAUGCUGGUUUCCAGCAGGUCAAGAAGCACCAACAAUGGUCAGGCUUGCUGGGACCCACCCUGCGUGGACAGGAAGGAGAUGUUAUCAUUGUGACUUUCAGGAACAUGGCAGACAGAGAAUAUAGCAUCCACCCACACGGCAUUGCUUAUGGCAAGCAGUCAGAGGGGGCCUUGUACUUUGAUAACACCUCACCAUUCGAGAAGAAGGAUGACAAGGUGCUGCCGGGGAAGGAGCACACGUACUACUGGGAGGUGACCUCUGAGGUGGCCCCUAAGGAGGCCGACCCCCCCUGCCUCACCUACACCUACCUUUCUCACUGCGACUUUGUCAAGGACUUCAAUUCUGGCCUAAUUGGAACCUUCAUGGUUUGCAAAAACGGCAGCCUGGACAGCUCUGGUCAGCAGGUCCAUUUCUCUAAGGAAUAUGUCCUUCUCUUUGGUGUUUUUGAUGAGAGUAAGAGCUGGUACAGUACAGAGCUGACCUUCUCAAAGAAUCACAAAAUGUACACUAUCAAUGGCUACGCCAACGGCACAGUCCCUGACCUGAACAUCUGUGCCUACACUUCUGUGAGCUGGCAUCUGGUGGGCAUGAGCUCAGAGCCAGAGCUCUUCUCUGUCCACUUCAAUGGACAGGUGCUACAACAUGACGGCCAUAGGAGGUCUUCCUUGGGCCUGGUCAGCGGCACUGCCACCAGCACAAACAUCACCACUGUACACCCAGGACGUUGGCUGUUGUCGUCUUACAUCGGCGUCCAUCUGGAAGCUGGAAUGCACGGCUUUGUGGAGGUUCAGGUCUGUAAGGGUAUAGCGCCCCCUGUACGAAAGAUCACAAUCCAGCAGAAGCGCAAUAGCCAGGAGUGGACCUACUACAUUGCUGCUGAGGAGAUUACAUGGGAUUACGCACCAAACGUGCCUCAUUAUAUCGACAGUGAGUAUCAAUCCAGAUAUCUGAAGCAGGGUCCCAAUCGGAUCGGCAAGAAGUACAAAAAAGCAGUUUUUGUGGAAUAUGUAAAUGAAACAUUUACGGUCAGGAAGGACAACAAGCUGCGGAAGAUGGAGACAGGAAUCUUGGGUCCUGUGAUUAGAGCUCAGAUCAGGGAUAUUGUGAAGAUCGUCUUCAAGAACAAGGCAAGCCGGCCGUACAGCAUCUAUCCACAUGGGCUGACUAUUGAUAAAGAUGCAGAGGGUGCUUACUAUCCUGAGGGGGGAAAUCAGAGUCAUUCGGUGCAGCCUGGGGAAACACACACAUAUGUGUGGAAGGUAAUUGAUGAGGAUGAACCGACCAUCCGGGACCCACAGUGCUUGACGAGAAUGUACCAUAGUGCAGUGGACCCUGUCAGAGACAUGGCAUCGGGCCUCAUCGGGCCCUUACUCAUCUGCAAGAGCCAGUCCCUCAACAAGAGGAACGUUCAGCUGAAGGCAGAUAAAGAGCAGCAGGCUAUGAUGGCUGUUUUUGAUGAGAACAAAAGCUGGUACAUUGAUGAAAACAUCAAGACAUACUGCACCGAUCCUUCAAGAGUGGACAAGGAAAACACAGAGUUUUAUAAUUCAAAUGUGAUGCAUACAAUAAAUGGUUUUAUAUAUGACAGUGGAACAGACUUGCUAUUCUGCAAUGGUGAAAUAGUGACCUGGCAUGUGACCAGUGUUGGGGCACAAGACCACAUCCAAACCGUCACGUUUUAUGGCCAUAAUUUUGAGCUGGAUAAAAGGACAGAGGAUGUGUUGGCCCUGUUUCCCAUGUCUGGAGAGACCAUCUCAAUGACCAUGGAUAACUUGGGUCACUGGCUUCUGAGUUCAUUAAACUCUUUUGACGCGAAGAAAGGAAUGAGAUUGAAGUUUAAAGACCUUGAAUGCUACCGGGAGUUCUAUUACUAUGAGGACUACAGGCAGAAUCCAAAGGUUCCUGAGUCUGAUCAUGUAACGGAGUGGAAACCAGCAAAGCCCAGUGAAAAAAUAGAACAAGAAGUUAAGAUGAAGAAUGAAAAUACAGAUGCGGAUGAAGCUACUGAUUACUGGGUAAACAUGCUUGGCCUUCGUUCAUUUAAAAAUACAUCGGCGGGAUUAAAGGAUGAUAUGGAGAAAAUAGAUCUCUCUGUAUUAGAUCAUACAGACCAAUUAUCACCAGCUGGAAAUGCAAAGAGAAAUCAAAGUCUCACCCACUCCACACUGACAAAGAACAGCACUGAUCCGGACUGCAACUACAAUAAGACAGGCAAGUGUGAGAAGCCUGGUGAAAUAGCACCUUUCAAUGAAGCUAAGGUGAUUGUGGGUUCUUACAAUGAAAGUACAAUUUGGAAUGCCACAAGGAGGUUAGAAGAAAGUAUAGAUCCUUUGUGGCCUGGUCAUGAAGAUACACCUGAUAAAGACUUUGCAGGCAAAACCAACAUCAGUGAGAUAGAUGGAAACAGUUACAUUCACUCUACCCAAGAAAUCAAUACCACCACAGAGGGGAUUAGCACAGCGGAGCAGGUAACAAUGCCAAGACCAAUGAUCCAGCUGAAUGAGACUGCUGUUCAGAGGACAAGGCUGCCAUCUGACACAGCAGAAGGCUUAUUUGCUGUAAAUACAACAGAGAAGAGAGAGAAUGUAACAGCAGACAGUUACGCGCUGGGCAUCUCCAACACCUCCACCAACAUCUCUGUGUGGGACUAUGAAGAUUUUGAUCCUAUAGGAAGUGACGAUAAAAAUGUGCUUGCAAUGAACCACUCAGCUGAUCAAAAUGUGCAUUUUUAUAACAUAUCUACCAAUAACUCUUUUCGUGGUGAAGAAAUCUUACUUGACAACACAACAUCUGAUACAAAUGGUAACAAUGCCACUGAUUAUGAUGAAAAUAUAUUUAGCAACAUUGAGAAUGAAGACACAUCUCUGAUCAUAGAUAAUAUUACAAGACAAAGUAAUCAAAGUUUGUCUGAAGGAGCUAUAACAUCAAACCUGUUCCAAGACACCCAAGACAUUCUGAAUAGAACUAAAAUGAAUAUAACAGAAGAUGGAAGGCCUUCUGAAAUUCAACCAACACAAGGCAACUUAAGUUUCUUCUCUGGAGCAACCUCAACACCAGACGUGUCCCAAACAAAUACAGACAUUCUUAACAGAACCUAUAUGAACUUAACAAAAGAAGAGCAACAUCCUAUUCCCAACACAGAUCAGUCAUCUUAUAAGGAAAAGGUUCAUCACACUGCAGCAACAUCUUCAGAUUAUGACUACUCAAGCUCAGAGGAAACAUUGUUAGAGAAGAAAAAGUCCAUGAGUGCAGGUGUCAGCAGUACCAUGCUUCCUGGAUUGAAGAAUGUUUCAUCUUUGGAAAAUGAUGUUGACACGUCAUUGAAUGAAACACACACCUUGGAUGUCCAGCCAGACAAUCUUUUUAUCAAUGCAUCCAAAUCGUUCUUAGCUCAUGGUAAGGAUGCAGACAACAGCUCUGAGAAGAAACUGGAUUCCAGUGAUGAGGACAAAGAUAUAGUAAUUUACUUAAAAAAUAACAGUAAGGAGGCCAUUAUCAGCAGCGUCUUGGAUCAGGAAAUAGAACACUGGGGCUAUAAAGGACAGCAUGACAUGGUGGCUAUGGAAAUAAGUGACCACAUGGGCAAAUACAUCAAAGGAGAUUCAAAUCUUGUUCUGGAAAAGACAGAAGCGGAAAAGAAGAAGAAGAAAUAUAAAAAAAUUAGGCCACAAAAGGACCAGGCAGUCAAAACUAGGAAAAAAAUGGUAUAUAAGUCACAACCCAGGAGUGAAAUCUCACCGAGGGGCAUCGCGCCUCCAGCCUUCAGCCCCAGAGGGACAAGACCCCUGUAUAGUCAUGAAGAUCUGACUGAAAAAGCCGUGGUUAUAGGUGUACCUAGGAAAGACUUUAAUGACUAUGAUUUAUACACACCAACCUUGACUGACUAUGACCAUAUUAACAUCCUCGCCGAGGAACACAAAGAAGAGGAAUAUGAAUUUGUGAAUUACAAGCAACCUUACAGCCAGACAAAUGUAAUCACGAAAAAUUAUGUCUCACAAGUAUCAGGGGAAAAUGUGAGAGUAUAUUUCAUCGCUGCACAAGAGGUUGAAUGGGAUUAUGAAGGAUACGGGCCAAGGAGACAGGAGAGAUCAAACCUUGAAAACGGGCCUACAAAGCUCACUAAGGUAGUUUUCCAAAGAUAUCUGGACAUCAAUUUCAGCAAAGUUGACACCCGGGGAGAAGUUGAUGAACACCUUGGAAUUCUUGGUCCAGUCAUAAAGGCUGAAGUGGACGAGACCAUCAUGGUUUUUUUCAAAAACCUUGCCAGCAGGCCAUAUUCUUUGCAUGCGCACGGUGUUUCCUACACAAAACAAAUGGAAGGAAUGACAUACGAUGACGAUUCUCCUCAAUGGUAUCAACUUGAUAAUGAGGUUAAACCGCAAGACACUUACAGCUAUGUCUGGACUGUGGGUUCCGGUGCUGGGCCGAAGUCUCAUGAGUCAGACUGUAGAACAUGGGUUUACUAUUCUGCGGUGAACCCCGAAAGAGAUAUCAAUUCAGGCUUGAUCGGCCCGCUGCUAAUCUGCCGGAAAGGAACACUGAGCAAGGAGAUGAAGGACAUGAGGGAAUUCUUUUUACUCUUCAUGACGUUUGAUGAAACUAAGAGUUGGUAUUAUGAAAAAAAUGUGGAGAGAAUCGAAAGGCAAAACAAAAAGGCUGUUUCACCGAGCAAAGACAAACUGAAAUUCCCUGCUAUAAAUGGCAUCAUCUACAGUUUAAAAGGACUCAGGAUGUAUGCAAACCAAUUGGUGAGGUGGCAUGUGUUCAACAUGGGCUCCCCAAAGGACGUACACAGCAUUCAUUUCCACGGACAAACUUUUGUGGAAAAACAGAAGCAGGAUUAUCGGCAAGCUGUUCAUCUACUGCUUCCUGGUAGCUUUGCAACUCUAGAGAUGUUACCUUCAAGACCAGGGCUUUGGUUGCUGGAAUCUGAAGUGGGGGACUCCCAGCAGAAAGGGAUGCAGACACUGUUCCUGGUUGUAGAUAACGACUGUGAACAUCCAUUGGGUCUAGCCUCCAACAGUGUAAAGGACAACCAAAUUACGGCCUCUAAACACACAGGAGAGUGGAAACCGCAUUUGGCACGACUACAUAACACCGGAACACGUAAUGCCUGGAGCACGGAUGAAGGUUCUUCUGACUGGAUCCAGGUGGACUUCCAGAGGCCAGUGGUGAUCAGCAAAGUGGCGACACAAGGAGCAAAGCAUUUCUUAAAAUCUCACUAUGUCUUGAACUACACAAUUUCCUACAGGACCGAUGGGAAAAAUUGGGUCUCAUACAAGACAUUUACAGGGAACGAGGAUUCCCAUGAUGUCAAAGAGAACACUUUCUUCCCUCCUUUAAUUGGUCGGUAUAUCCGGCUCCACCCACACCAUUCCUAUAACAGACCAACGGUACGCAUGGAGUUCUACGGAUGUGAGCUUGAUGGCUGCUCAGUGCCACUGGGAAUGGAAGAUGGGAGGAUUGGCAAUGACCAGAUCACAGCCAGCUCAGCUGCCUCCAGUAGGAUCCAUGGUCCUUGGCAUCCCUGGUUUGGCCGCCUCAAUGCCCAGGGAGCUAUCAAUGCCUGGCAGGCUAAGGACAACGACAUGGAUCAUUGGCUACAGGUGGAAUUAAGAGACAUCAAGAAAAUUACUGGAAUUGUGACUCAGGGAGCAAAAUCUUUGUGGACAGAGAUGUACGUCAUGGCAUAUACAAUACAAUACAGCAAUGAUGGAAAAACUUGGAUAACAUACACAGACGAAGAACAAAUGAGUAACCCAAAGAUAUUCGUGGGAAACACUGAUAACAAUAGUCAUGUUAAAAACUACAUAUACCCUCCAAUAUUUUCAAAAUUUAUAAGAAUUGUCCCUCAAAGGUGGCAAAAUUCUAUAACAAUGAGAGUUGAACUGCUAGGCUGUGAUUUUGAGUGAAGCAACAUAGUUAACUGAAAUACUGCCGUGUAACUUUAACAUACAGAAAAAUUGUUAUAUUUACUAAAACGUGUACACAACUGGAAGUUACAUGCUUCUAUAUCUCAUUUUUUGGUCACGUAAGGCUGUAAUUCAGGAAUGAAUAUGUAAAUAUGUAAGUACAUCAUAAAUAAA
Molecule: messenger RNA, 6257 nt
Organism: Paramormyrops kingsleyae
Lineage: Eukaryota; Metazoa; Chordata; Actinopteri; Osteoglossiformes; Mormyridae
Gene: f5
Product: coagulation factor V
Cellular component (GO): plasma membrane
Molecular function (GO): copper ion binding; oxidoreductase activity; signaling receptor activity
Source: RefSeq, a predicted model, not a curated record